AUGGACCCCUCAUCGCCGGCAAAGAGACGCGCCCUCGCGCCCCUGGACGCGAACGUGAACGCGAUAUCGUCGCCCACGAAGCUGCACAAACACUCCAAGCUGGGGGCGGCGCCCCAAUCGCCGCGUAAGAGCAACAGCAGCGGCAGCCCCGUCAAGUCUCUCAAUCUCAAGAGGUCCUUUGCCGCCGCCGCCGUCGACAUCUUUGACGAGAACGCACUUGUUCCCAAGAAGAAGCAAUGUCAGGAGCCCGCCUCUGCUCUUGCCGCUGCUUCUAAUGCUACUACUACUACUACCACCACCGCUGCACCCGUAGCUGUAGCUGCACCUGCGCGAGAAGUUGCACUGGCACCUGAAGCUACAUCACCAGUUCCUGCUAUUCCAUCUGCAUCCGCGGCCGCAUCGACUCCCGCGCCGGCGCCCGCACAGACAGAGAUGGAGAUGGACGUUGAUCCCGAUGCCACGGAGACCCAGAGCGAACAAUCAGAAGAGCAGAACCAGCAAAGCGAACAACAACUAGAACCCGAGGUGGUGCAGGGCGAGAACGAACUGCUGCCAGAACAACAGCAGAAAGGGUCGCGGCACGAGACACCGCGAACCCGCUCCGCGUCCCCCGCAGACACGUCGGCCGUGUUCGACACCUCGGCCAUGGACAUGUCCCAAAACACCACCAUCCUCACCGAGCCAGACGCAGAGCAGGCCAGGACCCUGCCGCCGCCGAGGCCGAGGAGGUUAUUGACCCGCGAGGAGGCGCGACAGAAAGCUCGAAUCCUUCGACUGAAACUCGGACUCGCGAAUUACAAGCUCCAGACAGGGCAGGAGAACGUGCCGCUUGACAAGCUGGAGGUGAAGCCGCGACCGGGGCAGCAACCGCAGGAGACGAAGAUGCAAACGCAAACGCAGACGCAGACGGCGGAGAGGGCUCUGCCGAGGGUCAUGGUGCAGCCGCCGUCAAGCCGUGAUGGCCCCCCCGAGAAGGACGCCGAGGAGGAGGUUGUCGAGGAGACUGAGACGGACGAGCCCGCGCACUCGCAGGAGUCCGCCGAGGCCGAAGUGGCGACGACACAGGCACCACAGGUGCAGGAAGAGAAGGAAUCUCGGAACGUGGUCAGCGUCCUGCCGCGUCUCGAUAUGGAUAACCUCAAAGCUGGCAACGACGAAGACGAGCCGACGAGUGCUGUUUCGGGUGGUAUCGUGAGCAGUCUGCUCAGUUUGGCGAGGGGUUCGUCAUCCUCCGUUUCUACUUCGUCAUGA
This is a messenger RNA of Colletotrichum tamarilloi, 1251 nucleotides long. RefSeq lists its product as uncharacterized. The transcript is spliced from 3 exons. The record is from RefSeq and is a predicted model, not a curated record. Bases 1 to 1251 code for a protein of 416 amino acids. Lineage: Eukaryota; Fungi; Ascomycota; Sordariomycetes; Glomerellales; Glomerellaceae.